This is a messenger RNA of Salvelinus fontinalis (brook trout), 1311 nucleotides long. RefSeq lists its product as uncharacterized. NCBI's taxonomy places the organism in Eukaryota, Metazoa, Chordata, Actinopteri, Salmoniformes, Salmonidae. The transcript is spliced from 12 exons. Gene Ontology annotation, cellular component: basement membrane. Gene Ontology annotation, biological process: cell-matrix adhesion. The record is from RefSeq and is a predicted model, not a curated record. Bases 1 to 1311 code for a protein of 436 amino acids.
AUGCAGUCCAUGAUUCCAGAAUAUGCUACGAUACGACCCAAGACCCCGUGUGAGCGUGCUAGAGAUGAUGUGAUAAAUGGCCUAAUUGGAGCCUUCAUCCCCACAUGUGACGCCGCUGGACAAUACACCCCUGAGCAACGUUCCGGCUCUACAGAUGCUACGAUCCGAUCCAAGACCCCCUGUGAGCGUGCUAGAGAUGAUGUGAUAAAUGGCCUAAUUGAAGCCUUCAUCCCCACAUGUGAUGUCGCUGGACAAUACACCCCUGAGCAAUGUUUCGGCUCUACAGAUGCUACGAUCCGACCCAAGACCCCCUGUGAGCGUGCUAGCGAUGAUGUGAUAAAUGGCCUAAUUGAAGCCUUCAUCCCCACAUGUGAUGUCGCUGGACAAUACACCCCUGAGCAAUGUUCCGGCUCUACAGGUUACUGUUGGUGUGUGAACAGUUCUGGACAGAAGAUCCUGGGUACUGAGACUCUACCAGGCACUGCUAGAAUCAACUGUUCCACACAGAAUGCUACGAUACGACCCAAGACCCCCUGUGAGCGUGCUAGAGAUGAUGUGAUAAAUGGCCUAAUUGGAGCCUUCAUCCCCACAUGUGACGCCGCUGGACAAUACACCCCUGAGCAAUGUUCCGGCUCUACAGGUUACUGUUGGUGUGUGAACAGUUCUGGACAGAAGAUCCUGGGUACUGAGACUCUACCAGGCACUGCUAGAAUCAACUGUUCCACCCAGAAUGCUACGAUCCGACCCAAGACCCCCUGUGAGCGUGCUAGAGAUGAUGUGAUAAAUGGCCUAAUUGAAGCCUUCAUCCCCACGUGUGAUGUCGCUGGACAAUACACCCCUGAACAAUGUUCCGGCUCUACAGGUUACUGUUGGUGUGUGAACAGUUCUGGACAGAAGAUCCCGGGUACUGAGACUCUACCAGGCACUGCUAGAAUCAACUGUUCCACACAGAAUGCUACGAUCCGAUCCAAGACCCCCUGUGAGCGUGCUAGAGAUGAUGUGAUAAAUGGCCUAAUUGGAGCCUUCAUCCCUACGUGUGAUGUCGCUGGACAAUACACCCCUGAGCAAUGUUCCGGCUCUACAGGUUACUGUUGGUGUGUGAACAGUUCUGGACAGAAGAUCCUGGGUACUGAGACUCUACCAGGCACUGCUAGAAUCAACUGUUCCACCCAGAAUGCUACGAUCCGAUCCAAGACCCCCUGUGAGCGUGCUAGAGAUGAUGUGAUAAAUGGCCUUAUUGGAGCCUUCAUCCCCACAUGUGACGCCGCUGGACAAUACACCCCUGAGCAAUGUUCCGGCUCUACAGGUUAA